AUGAAUCCGUUUAUUUUACCGCCAUUAGAGAGACCCGCUACUGGGGGGCCGUGGACUUCCCAUGUGCGGCUGCCCCCGGAAUCCGAAAAGAUUUUGGAAACUAUGCCCAAACGCCUUUUGCCAGCCAUCGAAAAGAGUUACCUCUCGGCGAGUGUAAAAAAACUUAGUAUAUGGAAGCCGGAGCCUCGUUUUGAAGAUAUGAUCGAGGCACUUGAGCGCCAGCAGCGCAAGUUGCGAGCGACGAUUGGAGGCCGUGAGCACGAAUGCCGCUACCGUCUGCUCUGGCAGCACCAAGAAGAGAAGGUAAUUAUUGAGUGUCGAACUGAAGCGGCAUCUGUAUCCGAGCUGAUGAGGCAGCGAGCGCGCUAUUCCCAGAAGGUUCGGGAUUUUGAGGCCCGCGGCCACGUUUUACACGUAGAGACGCUCACGCGUGGCCACAUAUAUAAGUCGGAGGAGGAUGCGCGAAAGCACAUAGAAUCACUUGAAGCCAUGAUGUCUCUAAAGGGGUUGCGACACAAGGCCUCACGGGAUGUAGAAUCAGCAGAGUCUAUCCUGCAUGGUUUAUGUGACGUGCAGGAGUUCGAGAGAUGUGUUGCCCAAGGUUCGUUUCACCCGUCAAAGAUUUUCAAACCUGUAACAUCGUUGAUAAUGACUCGCAACACCGGUACGGGUCAUUAUCAGGGUAGAACAGACCUUCUUAUGGACUACACUGUUUGCGAUGAGGAGUGUCGGGCAAGGGCCAGACUGCUGUUCGGCGAGAGGCUUGCACUAAUGGACCUUUAUUGCGAGCAUAACGCGGUUGUGACGAUAGCUGUGGAGGAGUCGUCCGCUCGUGCAGCAAUGUGGCGCGCGUUUCGUUGGGGCAGGUGCCAGGCACGGCUGGAGGCUUUGCUUAUAAUACAGAGAUGGUGGCGAAUGUUACGUGUGAAACCGUGGUUAGUGCGACGUAAACAGGGUAUCAGUGAGUGCUUUAGGAAGAAACGCUGGAAAAUGACUGCAUCUGACUACCAUGCUUUGCUGUCACGCAUGCGGCGGAGCCGCGCGCUGGUUGGUGGCCCGUCUUCUCUCACUGAUAUCAGGCAAUCCAUGGCUGCGGUAGAACGAGCGGCUGAAUUGUCCCAUCAAUGGCUUUACGAUUAUUUUGUGUACACGUUGAUGAAUCGAGCCGCACAACUGCAUCGCCUGAUUCAGCACGACCUGGGGAUCCACUCUGUCGAAGAGUAUGCUGAACGAAGCGCAGAAGAGGAAGAUGAAGCCACCUCGUCGCUUCCCCUUUCAUUGCUGCGGAUGCCAUACCGCGUUUUCGUUCGCAUGCAGGCGAAGCAACCGUACCCUUCAUGGCGUAUCAAUCGCUGGGUUGAGGGCUCUAUCAGCCUCAUGCGGCUUCAGGAGGGUCUUAUGGCGGAAGAAUCGCGGCUCCGUGAUGUACUGCACGGAAGGGAAGCCCGUGAAACGGAUGCGCUGAAGCUCUUUCAGUUUGUACUAAAUAAAGGUGAUUGGCCCUGGCGUUCGUUCUGUACAGCUAUGCAUUUCAUUGUGCACGAUGAGAGUAUCGGGCGCGAUCUUGUGGCAGAGAGUGAGCGGAAUGCCAGGUCUACAUUGUCCGUAGAAGAGGCCGCUGAGGCGUCACAGUAUUUUACCCUGGAGAGUGAAAGGCUUUACAUUCUGCAGGAAGAGGCCCUGCGGCGAGAGGCCAUUGAGAAGGAGGAGAGCACUGUGUUCGGUGAUGCAACAGAAGGGGAGUGGCGUUGGGAGAAUCUGUGCAAAACCCGGAUGCGAUUCGCAGCCUCUUGCGGCUGUGUCCUCCACUGGGAGCGGGAGCGGGACCGAGGUUUAGGGUCCAAACAUGUUUCACUGGAUUCGGUUGCGCGUGUCAUCACACGCUUCUUCCGCCGUGUUCAGCGACGCCGCAGGUUGGCCGCUGCCCGUUCCAAAGAUGCCUCUGAGGAAACGCGUGUUCGGGAGAUCGCGUCUGCCAUGAAAAGGUUGUUGGAGGGCAUUAUUGAGGAGGACAAGCAGUUAAUACCACAUUACAUAGCGCAGUUUGGGGCUGCCGCUACCGCUGUUCUUUCCCCGGUUUCCACUAGUAGGGCCACUGAACUUUGUUCCCAGGCUAUAGGAACCCAGGAAGACGCGUCCUAUAUUGACACUUCAGCCUCACUGUUUAGCGAAUGGUUUGAUGCGCAGGCAAGUGAACCGAUGGAGCGAAACUACAAGGAGAUUGUUGCCCGGUUUAUUGCCGCACACAAGGAUCUAUAUAGGGACAUGCAGCAUCUUUUCUACAUUGUGCGCCGGGUUAGGGAAGGUGUUGAGGAGUCUGAGUUGAGCGAGCGCAUUGCAUUGCAGCAAAGUGAGGCGUUUCUCCAAGUCGCCACCUACCAGGUAAGUGUUUGUGAGGAGAAAGGGCGAUUGAAACUCGUUGAAGAGAUUGAAAGUGCUCAUUUGGACAUGUGCGAGCAGUUGGAAAUGCUGGGCGCUUUGGCUUGGUGCACAACUCCGAGUACUAGGCCUAAACCUUUCGUUUUCCCACUAACUAAGGCGAGGAAGGCGAAACCAGAGGUCACCAACGCGUUGCUACCACUUCCCAUAUACAUGACAAAUACCAAUCGCCUCUUAUGCCGGGAGGAAGUUACACGCGUCCGAAUCGCUGUAGAGGAACUGAGGGAGUACAAGGCAUAUCUGGAGAACGCACACAACCUUCUGCAUGACGAUGUGGUGCGUGAAGAGGCUACUCAGCGCCUGUUGCUAUGUGCUAAAGUGGACAACUAUUACCCCAGUAAUCCGCCUGUAGCCCAGCUUGCAGCGCUUGUAGAAGAAGAGACUCACACACGUAUCCCGACAGAGGAGGAGGCUCUAGGCACGUACAGUUCCCCUAUGCUCCGAUCUGUCUCUGAAUACGCUGAGCACGUACUCUUCAAACGUUUCCUCCAGGGGUUCUUAAAGUUCUCGAGCGAGGCUCAGUACUUUGAUCGCCAUGUAACGGUGUUGCUCCUCCAGAGGGUUUCAUUUCUUGGCAGUAAGCUUCGCGAGCUUUUGGCCAUGGAGAGCUGUGCACGCGGGAGGUUGGAGUUUUAUGAGGAACGAUACCGUGACGCACUUCGCGAGGCAUACUACGAGAAGUAA
Trypanosoma brucei brucei TREU927 is the source of this 3123-nucleotide messenger RNA. RefSeq lists its product as hypothetical. The record is from RefSeq and is a predicted model, not a curated record. The coding region runs from base 1 to 3123 and encodes 1040 amino acids. The transcript has a single exon. NCBI's taxonomy places the organism in Eukaryota, Euglenozoa, Kinetoplastea, Trypanosomatida, Trypanosomatidae.